UUGUUGACACCGUUAUGUUGCAGGGCGCAUGCUCACUCCCAAGUUUCCUGGUGCCUUUUCUAUUUCACCUUAUGAAACUUUUUCCCCGGCGUGGUCUCAACCGCGAUUUAAGGCAUAGGUGUCGCCGAGCCCGGAGGCUGGGAGUCGCCAGGCGUGCGGGGGAGAGGCCUGGGCCGCGUCGCGGAGGGGGGUGGAGGAAGAGGGCAGGCGAGGCGGGAAGGUGGGCUCUGGCCGCCGGGAGCCGGGGACCGAGACGCCGCCGUCGCCCCUAGCGGGGAGCAGCCGGGAGGAGGGGGCCGCAGCCGGGAGAGGGGACCCCCACCAUGCCCAAAGUCUUCCUGGUGAAGAGGAGGAGCCUGGGGGUCUCGGUCCGCAGCUGGGAUGAGCUCCCGGAUGAGAAAAGGGCAGACACCUACAUCCCAGUGGGCCUGGGCAGCCUGCUCCACGACCCCCCCGAGGACUGCCGCAGCGACGGCGGCAGCAGCAGCGGCAGCGGCAGCAGCAGCGCAGGCGAGCCCGGAGGCGCCGAGAGCAGCUCGUCCCCGCACGCCCCCGAGCGCGAAACCCCGGAGCCCGGCGACGCCGAUGGCCCCGAAGGACACCUGGCGGCCAAGCAGCGCCCGGUUGCCAGGUCAAAAAUCAAGUUCACCACAGGCACGUGCAGCGACUCGGUGGUUCACAGCUGUGACCUGUGUGGCAAGGGCUUCCGCCUGCAGCGCAUGCUCAACCGUCACCUCAAGUGCCACAACCAGGUGAAGAGACACCUGUGCGCCUUCUGCGGCAAGGGCUUCAACGACACCUUCGACCUGAAGAGGCACGUCCGCACGCACACAGGCAUUCGUCCCUACAAAUGCAGUGUCUGCAAUAAAGCCUUCACUCAGCGCUGCUCCCUGGAGUCCCACCUGAAGAAAAUCCACGGGGUGCAGCAGCAGUAUGCCUAUAAGCAGCGGCGCGACAAGCUCUACGUCUGCGAGGAUUGCGGCUACACGGGCCCCACCCAGGAGGAACUGUACCUGCACGUGAACAGUGCCCACCCGGGCAGCUCGUUUCUCAAAAAGACAUCUAAAAAACUGGCGGCCCUUUUGCAGGGCAAGCUGACAUCCGUACACCAGGAGAAUACCAGCCUGAGUGAGGAGGAGGAGAGGAAGUGAGAAGGAAGGGGAGGACAGAUGUUCACACUGCCAUGUAUGUCUACGUGGAUUUUUGGUUUUCAGCGUUCCCCACCCCACUGGCUCUUCUUAAUUAGAAAUGUCCAGUUCACCUCUGUGUCCUUUUGGAACAUCAGCCAUCGGAUCCGUUCCAAGAUUGUCAGUUACCGUAGUGCCGUCAGGCCCUGUAACCCGUGUCCUGUCUGGUGCACUUGCUCACAUUCACCAAAGUUUGUUUUCCACGAUCUUGAUAGCCAAGAACACCGUGUGGGCUUUUUUCUUUUUUUUUUUCCCCCAAGGAUUUUCACACAUGGAGGGAGAGGUAUUUCUUAGAGCAAUCAUCAUUUUAUGGUGCCUUGAAAUAAAAAUACUUCGACUUGAAA
Saimiri boliviensis boliviensis (Bolivian squirrel monkey) is the source of this 1531-nucleotide messenger RNA. RefSeq names its product ovo like zinc finger 2 (gene OVOL2). Lineage: Eukaryota; Metazoa; Chordata; Mammalia; Primates; Cebidae. Gene Ontology annotation, molecular function: DNA-binding transcription factor activity, RNA polymerase II-specific; RNA polymerase II cis-regulatory region sequence-specific DNA binding. Gene Ontology annotation, cellular component: nucleus. The record is from RefSeq and is a predicted model, not a curated record. Gene Ontology annotation, biological process: epidermal cell differentiation; regulation of transcription by RNA polymerase II.